AGACGUAAUUACGUCAGAUUCUCCGGAACCGUGGUUCCACUGUAAAUUUUUUAAAAUUCGAAGUAGCUCCCGUGCCGCCACGGAUCACCAUCGUGGGUUCUGCUCCGUUGCGUGGGUCAAGUGUUAGUUUGAUUUUCUGUUGCAGGUGCCACUACCAUCAAUUUAAACGUAACGUGUGUGGUGUCUGUGGCCAUAUUGAAGGAAGGGGGCAGAUACGAGCGUUGAAUUACAAAUUGUAGUGAAAUUCUAAUUUAUUUAGGAACGAAUAUACGUUAAUAAUGGCAACAAAGGCAGAAAAGGACAGGCAGAAACAAAUUCAAGAGAAGUGCCAAGCACUUCUGACGCAAAUGCUAAGAGAUGAAGACAAUAAAUAUUGUGUGGAUUGUGAUGCGAAAGGUCCAAGAUGGGCGUCCUGGAAUCUGGGAAUCUUCCUCUGCAUUCGUUGUGCAGGAAUUCACAGAAAUCUUGGUGUCCACAUUUCGAAAGUGAAGUCCGUUAACUUGGAUACGUGGACACCAGAACAAGUUGUUAGUCUUCAGCAGAUGGGAAAUAGCCGUGCUAGAGCUGUGUAUGAAGCAAAUCUUCCUGACAACUUUAGACGACCACAGACUGACUCUUCACUAGAAGCAUUUGUCCGUGCUAAAUAUGAACAGAAAAAGUAUAUUGCAAGAGAGUGGGUUCCACCAUCUAUACCAAAGGUAAAUUGGGAUAAAGAAUUAGAUGAGGAAGCAGAAAGACAAAAAAGGCGGAAGAAGGAAGCAAAACAGCAACAACAGCAGCAGCAGGCCAGAAAAACUGUGUCGGAUGUUACGGUACCACAGCUGUUGCCCAAACCUAAGGGUUCUACCAGCCCUAAACCUGGACGCACGCAGGCUGAUUUAAACAAACCUGCCAAAACUGCAACACAAGAUCUUUUGGGGCUAGACACCCCCAUUGGCACACUGUCAUCAACAAGUGGUACGGGUACUUCAGGUGGAGAUGAUAUUUUCAGCAAUUUUUUGAGUGCCCCAGCUGCAGCUCCCUCUGCUCUCUCCACCUCCCCAGCACCUAACAAAGCAGAUGCUGACAGCAACAAAGGCCGCUCAGCAGAGGAGGAGAGUUUCUUCAACCAGCCAGCACCUAGCAGUCAAGAAAGGCGACAACUCACCAAAGAUUCCAUAUUGGCUCUGUAUUCAACAGUGCCUUCACAGGCACAGGCUGGGAACCCUGCGUCUGUGUUUGGAAUUCCAGGUGGUGUAUACACACAGACGCAGGCAACAGGGUAUCCCCAGGCUGCAGUGGCAUUUGGUGUGGCAGGAGCUCCUGCAGCAGCAGUUCCUAAUGGUAUGAUGCAGGGAACACAAGUUGUGCAGAAUGGAAUAUAUACAACUAGCCUGCCUCCACAGCAGCCUAACCUGGCUUCAAAUCCAUUUUUUAACAUCGGAGCAGCAGCUGUUGGCAACACUGCAGCCACCACAGCAGGCUUCCCAGCAAUGUCUCAGGAGCAUGCACCGCAGACUGUGAACCAAGAUUUGAUGUUAGAUGUCCCCGGUAGUGCUCAGGCACCAGUGUCAUCUCAGCUACCUCAGCAGAUGGCCCGGAUGAACCUUGGUGGGGUAGCCAUGAUGGCAGCACAACCCCAAGCUGUGAUGGGUCAAUUUCAACCAAUUGGAAUGCAGAUAUCAAGUAUGGGAAUGAACAUUGCACCCACAAUGCCCAAUACAGGCAGUGCAGGUGUGGGAAUUGGUGUAUUUCCACCACCAGCUGGUGCUGGCCACACACUCGCAACCAAUUUAUGGCAGUAAUGCUUCUAGUGAAUGCAGUGUUGUUCCCUCUUUAGGCCAUUGUUGCCGAAUUUGUUAAGGUGAAAUAUUUUAUGCUUUGAAACAUGUCAUGAUUUUAGUGGCAAGGAUAAAAAAAAGAAUGCAUUCAAUGGACAUUAUGUAAGAAUUGUCACGUGGGUUACUGAUGAGCUGUUUGUAAAUCCAAGCCAUUGUGUUAAUUUCAGAAUUCACUAUUUUAGGAUAAAAUACUGAAAUAAUCAAGAUGUUUGUGUUGUGAGUGGUCUAAGUUUUCUCUUUCUAGUAAUGAGCUGUUUCAUCAUUCCAGGCCUUCUGGAAUUGAGGGCUUACUGAUCCUGCACUUCUGUAGCUCUUAAUCUAGAAUGCUGAAGACUACUGCAAUAAUUUCCAAAUUGCAUUGAUAUAUAUUGAAUAGCUUGAAUUCCUUACAUUUGGUUGCAUUUAAGGACAAGAUGCUAGCUAGUCUUACCAAAUUUUCAUUAUGUGCUAUACAUAUCAGCAGCAUUCUAGGCUUGUAGAGUUCUAAAUGUGUGUCUGGAAUGGCUUUUGUCAUUGAUUAUUAUUGGUUUCAAAGUGCUGCAAUGUUAUUUAAUUUUAUUCAAUGCUCUUUGUUGUUGAUAUUAGCUCUUAGAUUCAGUCAUACAGCAGUGUUUGGAAAUUGUUGAAACCCAUCUUUUUCCUGCGUUGUAUGUAUUUAUAUGUGACAAAUAGAUCUGGUGUUUGAUUAUAAUGAGAUUGUGUACAGCAGAUGGUAUACCAGACAACUCUGAUGUUGAGUAGCUGUGUUAAAUCCAGGGAACCAUGGUUUUUGUAUCAUUCAUAUGUGAUUGCGUGAGCUUCAUCAACUAUAAAUACACACAGUGUGUGUAUAUAUUGGAAAAUAUCUGAAGGACAUAUAAUCAUCCCUACAAAAUUAUAUAUAUAAGAUAAUGUUGGAACAGAUUAAACUUUAUUAAACAUCAAGUAUGUAUGUGCAUGUGUGUGUGUGUGUGUGUGUUCUGUUUAUUCUCACCUGAUUGUUGUCAUAAUGUUGUUAACAAUGUCUUCAUAUUAUUAUGUGACAUAAAAUGUUCCUGUAUCAGGUUAAUCCACAUUGCAGGAAUUGCAAGGGAACAGGAGAGCAACAGAGUGCAAUUUAUCCUUUACAAUUUGUAAUUUUUUAGAUUUGAUGGGAUUGGUUAUUAUUAUUAUUAUUAAUUUUUUUCUGUUCAUUAUAAAGAGAGAGAGAAGAUAUUUCUACAGAAAUAUGUGUAUGCAAUAUAAACUACUGAAGACAUUUAUUUUUAUUGUCACGUAGGUACAUUUGUUCUACUUUACAUAGUAGAGAGGAGAGUAUUAACAUUUCAUGAAAUAUGUAAAUUUGGGAAAGUAUCUGGCUUUUAUAAGGCAGAAAAAGCUGUAGAUAUUUCAUAUUCAUAGAAUUACAGAAUCAUGUAUUUAUGAAGAUUUCCGUAUUUAUAUUUGUGGGUGUGAUAAAACUGAAAUAUGAGUUAAAUCUACUAGAAUUAUAUGUGUACUUUCAAAUUUGAUUUUAUUAUUUAUUAUUCAAAACCAAACUUCCAAAUAUUUUUUGUUUUACUGCAGAAUGAUAUUAUUUUGUAUUUAAAUCAGUGCAUUAACCCUUUCAGAUCCUAGGAAGCAUAAAUAAUUCAUACUUGUUUUGAAAGCUAGUAGUCCACAAAGAAAAUUUAGAUUAUGUUAUUACCACAACAAAUUGAAAGUUGAUUGGCAGUUUCUCUUACACAUAAACCACUAGAUAGGUCUAAUGCUACACGUUUGUACUGUCAUUUCUUGGUGUACCUCAAAAUCCAAAGACCAUUAGAAGCUGCUAAUAUAAAGCUUUUAUGAACAUAAUGAACUGUGUUCUGUAGAAAGUAUUAUUUGUUUGUAUUCUAGGUAUCUUUCUAAUAUCCAGUUCUGAAUGUAUCUGUGACUGGUUGUACCUUCAAUAGUCUAUUUUAUGUGAUGCUUUCUAGAUUCUAUCUGAAGAGCAUUUUACAGAAUAAGAAAACUAUCCUUGCCAUGGUAUCUGUUAUAUAAUUGGUAGCCUCAUCUUUGCCUACCAAUAUGUAACAUUCAGAGAACUUCUUUUGUAGCCCAUAAUCCACUGAAUUUCUUAUUUCUUGGGUAAUUGGUUCUUUAUUUAUUUUUACCAGUGCAUAUUUGCAAAGUCAGAGUUGUUUAAAAAUGCUUGCUAGGAAAAUAUUUUAUGAAAUAUGAGAGGAGCGUUGUCACUUCAGUUGGUUCGGACAGAAAAGUAAAAACAUUUAAUUGAAACCAAAAUAAUAUAUAUUGUAAUACAAUACAUAAUUUUCUGAGAGAGUUAGGGUCUUACAUCUUGAGAUUUGAGUUUUUGUUAUGGUGGUGAAGAUGUUGAUUGUAGUCUUGUGGGUUGUUUUGUUAUCCUGUGUUGUCUUGUAGGUGGUUAUCAGUGUUUUGGAGGACCAUAUCAUACUCUGAAGAUGGAUGCAGUACUUUGCACUGAAACAUUGAUCAUCACAUACAAGAUUACACAGUGCUACAACAAAGAAGGCCACACUUAAAAUUUUUACCUCUUCUUCAAGAAUAGGAAGUUUUUUUGAAGUUAAUGGCUUCUUUCUUUGCAUACUUCUUUGCUGAUCUGGAAUUGACAUGCUUUGUUGUUGCUUGUGUUGAUAUCACUGUGGUUUGUGGUUCAUGGCCCUGGUGGUAGUCUGGAUGAGAGAUUGAACUGACAGCUCGUACAAAGUUAACCCUCAUAUUCAAAACCUAACCUUACCUUUCUGAUGUACUUUCUUCUCAAUCUCUCCAGCAUUACUAUUGAAUUCUUCCACAACAUAUAAACAAAGUAAAGAGCAAAUUGCUUUGUCAUUUGUAAAGCUGAUGAUGAUUAGUCAAUAUGAGGUUAUGUUGCACUACUGCCAUAUGAAACUUAGAGUCCUGACAUACAGUUCUGCCACUAAAAGUUCAGUGCAUUAAAUAUAGCACCUCAAAUGAAACUUGCAAGUUAAUAUCUAUCUUUCGUUCACUGUGAGGUUUUAUGUUUUGUUUCUGAAUUUUUAACAGCUUUGUGCAGUAAUAUGUGAUUUCUUACAAAAACUGCAUUCUUUCUGAGUGUCCUUGAUUUUCUAGAACUUCUACAACCUAUAGUGUCAUUUUGUGGUAGAAAUAAACAUUAAAGAAUGUUGGAUGUAAAAUGAGGUCUGUAAGUGUGUGUACAGGACACGUGCUUGGCAGUUCUGAUGUGAAAUUAUUUACAUCCUGACCUGCACAACUGUGCAUCCAGGGUCUGAAAGGGAUUCACUUUUUUUAAUGCUGCUUUAAAGUGUUCUUCACACUUCAGCAUGAAUGAAGAACCGCUUAUGGGCCUAUUCAUGUUUGUUUUUUUCAUGUGGGGUAGGCAGACUGCAUGACGGGUUAUUGUUGUGCAGCAGUGGGACCAGUUAUCCAGUUGUUGGAAUACUCUGUUGUGUGACAAUGACCUUGGAUCACUAUGUAAAAAUGACCUAAGGUGCAGCAGUGACUUGGGAUCACAUUACUGCAACAAUGACCUACAUUUGUGCAACAGGGAUCCAUGUAAUCUGGUGUGAAGAACACCUUUAGAAUUUUAUUGUACUCCAAGAGUACACUUUCCCAACCUUGUUAUUUAAAGAGAUGUUCUGUUAUUAUAUUUCCAUGGUACUAUAUAAUUCCUUUUGUGAGAAAGCUGAAAAGCCAUGAGAGAAGUGUUGAGAGGUGAUGGGACAUAUUUUCUUCAUUGAUGUAUCAGACGCUGAAUAAGUUCAGCCCAGGAAUACUAGUGUUUCUAAAUGAGAUGUCUCAGGAAUGGCAUAGAAAGGGUUGGAAGUAUUUUAUUUUGACAUUAUUGAAAUCAGUGAAUAAUAGGAAAACAAUAAAACAUAAAAAUUUGAGUUUGUUUGUAUACCUAAAAGAUAUUCCAUACUGAAACAUACAUCCACCAAUGUUGGGGAAUAGAUCGUUACAUAACAUAAGAGUUUGUUACAUUAUAUAAUGUUGAAUAAUGGUGUGGUAAAUAGUGAUAUUUUGAUGAAAGCCUAAGUGGCUUUGGUGCAAUAAGCAUACACCACUCAACUCAUGCUGUGUAACUUUGUUUAAAUUAGAUCAGAUUCUUUUAUGCCUUUGUUCAUAAAACCUACCUAAUAUGAAGUUGUUUUAAAAAUAUGUUGUAUUGUAAUGAGUUCAGUAUUGUUUAGUUCUCUGUAAGUUAUGUUAAUAUACAUCCAGUUACACUUCAUAAACUGAGGAAGAGCAUUUGGUUCUACAUAGUGUAACCUGUGUUUAUGCUUAUUUUCAGGUUUAAUAGACUUUAAAAAUCCCAGCUUGUUGGUAAAAUACUGUAAACAUUAAUAUUCUGUGACUUAAUCAAAAUCCUCCACUUUACAUGCUUGAUUCAUCUGCUGACAAAAGUAAACUCUAACAAUUAUAAUAAUUAUUUGUUCUCAAGAUGGUGCUCCUUAAUUAAACUGCAAAAACGAACCAUUAUUUUCACACCUACACACUUUUUACUGCUAUAUAACUGAUAAUUCAUUUGAAAAAUUACCCUUACAAAACACUAAAAAAUGCUUGACAACCCUGUGUACAAGUUCAGAAGGAAAAGUCUUUGAUAUGCACCAGAAAGGUGUGGUUCAACUAGUGUGAAAUGCAGAGUGUAACUUGGUUCUUCAGAUUGAUAUUUAAUGUUGUGUAUUAUAUCACAUACAUCCUAAUCAUCAGCUACACAGUAGCUACACAGUUUGUAGUUUGAACUGAAGGGACUAAAAAGAAUAAAGUAAGUAAUUUUUUUAAAAUUAUGAUUUGAGGUUUUCUUGACAGUACCAGGCUACGUGGUUCUACAAUUCAGAAGACAGCCAUCAUAUUUAGCAAUGUUGGCAAAAUAAAAAAAAAUACCUUUUAUAUUGGAACGUGUUUAUUUUAUUAACAAAAACUUGAUCUAUUAGCCAUGUCACUUGGUUAGAAAUCGCUAACAUUUCAGGGACCGUUUCGCUCCUCAUCCUGUCUGUGCUAACCUCAUGAUGGGGAUGGAGUUGGUCCCUGAAAUGCCAUGAUUUUUAACCAACUGACAUGAGAAGAUUUCUUUAAUGUUUGUCACAUGCUUAUUUUAUGGUAAAAUUUAGCUGAUGAGCAUAACAGUUAUUUGGAUGAGAAUGAGGGAAAAUUUCCUUUAUCUUGGUUUGAACAUUGUUUCCUUUGCUCUUAUAGUAAUAGUGCCAUCAUAAGACUGACCUGUGAAGACAGUGGGGCUCAAGCUAAUGCAAAAAAUGUUUGCCAAUUUUUCUGCUGUUUGAUUUUGGUCUGAACAGAAGAAUGAAUCAUGAGUUUGACACACCAUAUAAAUAUGACAAACUGUGACACAUGAAAUGUUCAGUAAUCUCAUCAACCUCCAGUGACAUAACUGACCCCUUCUGUUUCAUCUUUCACCAUUCACUGUUUGUACACUUGAUAUAUGUAGUCAAGCAGUUCAUUUUGUACAGUUUUAGAAGUGAAUUUUUUUACAUUCUAGUUUCAGAGGUACUCAUCUAAAACACUAUACAAAGUUGCAGGUUCUGAUUACACGAUCAUAAGAGGCUUCAGUUUCAUCGUGUUCCGUUUGCAUCAGUUAUGUACCCAACUCUUCUUACGAGCAUAUGAAGUUGAAAACAACCUAUUAUGCCUUGUGUUGCUGUGCUCAAGUUUAAAGUACCAAGCUGUUUUAACAAUUUUCUUUCUCCUAUACUUAAGGAUAAAAAUGAGGUCUUUAAUAUUACAUUUAUUCUGUCUUUAAUUUUAGGUAUUUAACACAGUAUUAUAGUCACUCCUGUUCAGCAUUCAGAUAAAAGAACUUAAUUAUUUUGGUAUAGCAGGCACAGUAGUUUUUGGCCGGUGGAGAAGCUAGCGGAGUUGGCGGACUCUGUACUUGAGGUGGUCAGGUCAGUGUAUUUGUUUUGUUCUGGCAUUCAGUCUGAUAAGCUCCUCAUCCUUCCUGGAGGCAGACGAAACAUGACACUAUGGUACAAGUGACUCGCUCCUAGUCUUCCCCUUGAAUAUUCCACUGGACAAAAGCUACUGUGACCACUAUAUAUGAUACUCCAUGGAGCCAAGUCCUUGCAGAGAAGCCAAUAUUCACUCAGCCACUCAAGAAUUUCCUAACAUUUUAUGGAACAUUAAGGUUCAUUACCUGUCAUGAUGUAAUAUAUGAUAGCAGCAUACAAAGUAGCAAUAAAUAAGAAUCACAAUAGUAUCUUAAUCAACACAGGCAUUGUGGAAAGGUGAACUUCACUCUUGAAAUUCAAACUGAAGCCAAAGGAGUCAGUAGAAUCUCAGUGUGACUUUCAUUGCUUUUCUGUCAAAAGUGUGCUCUUCUUCCACCCUUUGAGCAGAAUUAAACAAGAAUGUUUUAUUUGUGACAUAAGAAAUAUUCAAGCUUGAAUCCAAGAGAGGUUAAUUUGUGAGCCAACAGCAUGUGGUGGAGUUUCCUCUCAGAGGGUACAACUGGCUGUGGUACAUCGACUAGCCCAUAGUAGCUCCUCAGAGAACAGUUUACGUGAAUGUUUUACACAUAAGGAAUAACGUGCUAAGAGAGACUGGUUUUAAAUAGUCCUCAACUAGUUCCAAUACAGUACAGCCGCUAUAAUUAUACGCUUUUCACUGUCAGACAUUACAACACCAAGUACAUUGUUUUAUCUCUGGGGACAUGUCAUCAGCUGCCCCUAAAGAUGCACAACCCCUGAUUCACUGCCAUCCCUGGAUAUAGCAUUUGUCUGUGCUGUGCAUCAACCCUUUUGCUUUUUGUUUGUGAACACAUGAAUUGUAGCACCAGAUUUAGAGAGUGAAAGUUGGAGAGAGAGUAUAUAGUGAGAUCCAUUUUAAAUUACAAAACAUUAAAACAUGAUACUCAUGUUUACUGCAUUUGUUUAAGCUGAACAUAGGCAACAAGUUAUGGGGAUAAUAAUUAUACCUUAAUAUUGCCGGUAUGGUGUCAACAUUUGUGGUGUCUUCUUAGACUACAGCAACAGUACAUGCACAAGGUUCUUCCAGUAACCCCACCCAAAAAGGUCAUGUGAAUUUGAGAACCAAGCAGUAGCUCUAAGUAAUGCCACAAAUUUGCAUAUAAAUUUUGAUUACUGAAGUUGUGUGCUUGGAAGACCAGUGCAGAGUACACUGUCUUGCUGGACGAUAUUAUUGUGUUCAUCAUCUUGCAAUUGCAGUGAAAUGUAACUCCACACCAGAGUUCUGGACUUGUUCCCUCCAGCUUAUAGAAAACAUGGCCUGAUUGGUGAACAGCCAUCUAAUGAGAAAGUGUUCAUUUUGUUAACAUACCAAAGUUAUGAAUUCUAAAUGAGAUGCAAAAAUCUUACUAUUGUAAAAACUGCAGGUGCUGGAUGUGGUAUGUAAAGAUUUUCAAGUAAUGAUGCUAUGCCUUGGUGGUCUUGGUGGUGGUUGUAAGGUACUUUUUUCUUUGCCAGUGACUUUUUGAGACUUGCUUCUUCUUCUUCUUCCUCGGUUCUACAGACUGGGGAAGGCUUUGGCCUCCCUCACAAUGAGCCCUCAUUCUUCUCUACUCCACAACUUCUCCCACCACCUUCCAACCCACAUGGUCCUUAUGUCGUCCUCCAAGUUCUGCAUCCAUCUCUUCCGCAUCUCCUCCUUCCUUCCAUUCUCCCACGCAGCAACUUCCUCGGCAACCUUUCCUCAUCCAUCUGCUCCACAUGGCCUAGCCAAGCCAGCCGUUGAGACUUCACAAAUCCUGAGACUUGUUACCAUAGCUUAUAAAACUCACUCUUUCAAUAUCUCCAUAAUGAUUUCUCCUUCCACAAUGCAUAUUCAGAAUAGAGCCAGUUUUCUCAAAUAUUCAACACCAUCUCUUCGUAUUUUGGUACAAAUAAGCUUUGUGAAUGUCAUACACAUAUCUGUACUCCUGUUGCUCCCUUGUUACACUUUGAAAUUGCUGUUGGGUACAUUUCAUUCUCUGCAUCAGAGUCUUUGCUAUUUUGAAAUUUCUGCAACAGCAACACCUCUACAGGUUUUGCUCUGGGGUGAUAUACAAUAUUUGUUGCUAGGCUAUCAUGAUUCCUCCACAUACCUGAUAAUAAAUAAGAACUGGCAUAUAUUUAGUUUUACUUUCAUGCCAUUUCAAAUGGAUCUAUUGUAGUUUUUCCACAGAAAUAUUUAGAAUCUCAAGAAUUGUUUGUAUAACACAGAGUGGGAAGACUUGCAUGAAAUGUAUAAGAGUGCAUAAUAGUGAAAGGGUUAGAGAAGGGAAUGGUUGUUAGAAACAUUAAAAUAAACCCUUCCUGAAAGUGUACUUUGAAUAAAUACAAGAAUGGUUUUAUUGUAUUUUAUAUUAUCUAUAUCAACCUAAGAUAGGUGAAGUACUUUAUUACUGUAUAUUUUGAGUUUAGUAGAAUUUAUGGCUAAGAGCUUAUCGUUUUAAUAUGGUACUUUGCAUUUUUAUUGUUGGUACCUUGUGGCAUUAUUCUGUAGUGACACUAAUGUAUGUGAAUUUUUCAUACCAGAAGCUGUAUUAGUAGUGUUCACAUUUUGCAAACUCUAGAUUUUAAGAUUCACUUUGCACUGUAAUAGAAGUACAUUUAUAAAUAUGAAAAUCAUUAUUUUAUUAGUAGACAGUGUUAUAUUGAAGUACUAGUCUCUGCAUCUUUAGCUCUGAACUAUUGCAAUCAGUAUAUGAAAUUCAAAUUACCUGAAUGUGCAUAUUCAGCUCACAUAAUGGUUCAUGAUAUAUCUUCUGCUUUUUUAUCAUAUAGCUUUCAAGUAAAAUAAUGUAGUAAAAAUAAAAGCAAGAGUAACCAACCACAUUAGUAUUAAAUUAUGGAAAUCGUUCUUCUUUACAGUAUCUAAAUUAAAUCACAGUUUUGUGUUUAAACUCUGGAGGCACUAAACUGAUGAAAGUUGCCGAUGUAAUGGCAGGUUUUUGGUGGUGGUGGUGGUGGUGGUAGUGGAACAUGUGCAUAUGUUCUUUUUGAGUGUAUUUGGCAAGGGGACAAUGAGUGCUUUUAUUACUUUUUCAAAAAAGAAUCUGUUUUCAAACUCUUCAUUGAAUUUUAGAUCAUGUCAUCUGACUUAUUCAGUGUGGUAUCACAAAGUCAGAAUGAUACUUUUUCUUUUGCUGUGUAUGCAACAUGUAACUUACAAGAUAUUUUUAGGAAAAGCAUUAUCAAAGUAAAACAUGGGUACCUGAUAGUCUAGCACAUUCCUUAAUAGCAGUCAUUCAGAUACAAGGUUUUGUAAAUAACAUUCUGUUUUACAAAUAGGAAUCAUCAUUAUGGCAUUAAAUAUCACUGUCUUUAUUUUGGUGAUAAGAUAACUGUAUAAAAGUUGAUGUAUAAAACAAGAAACCACUAUUAAAGACUAUUUUGAUGUUCUUUUCCA
Molecule: messenger RNA, 11147 nt
Organism: Zootermopsis nevadensis
Lineage: Eukaryota; Metazoa; Arthropoda; Insecta; Blattodea; Termopsidae
Source: RefSeq, a predicted model, not a curated record